AGAAAGAUGGCGGUGCAAAAUGGCGAUCUCUGCUCCCUAUGUAGACACAAACGGUUCGUCCUAAGGUAACGAAAAAAAGGAGGAUUCUUUUCAGAGUUUUGACGAGAGAAGACAUAUCAAACAUGCCUGCGAUGAAAGGGCGGGACAGUUUUGCUUCUUUCAAGAUGAAUCAGCCUGAUGCAUCUUCAUCACACCUUGAGGAAGUCAAGGAGAAAUGCAGCCGAACAAGACCCCUGGCAGCAGACACACAAUACUGAAGAGACCGAGCCGGCUGUCCGGUGCGCCCUCCUCCCUGCUGCCAUGGCCGCGGAGGCUGCCGGUCGGGAUGCUGCGACGGCCGGACCUGCAGACUGCACUGAGAUGGAGGAGCGGCAGAAGGACGGGAACAUGAAGGCUGAUUUGGAGGCUUCUCUGCCUGCUGGACAGGAGGACUUUGCGAUCCAGUGCCGAGAUGUGUGCCGGUCAUAUGGCAAGCUGAAGGUCCUCAGCAACCUCAACCUGACGGUGCCACAGGGACACAUUUAUGGCCUUUUGGGGCCCAGUGGUUGUGGGAAGACCACACUUCUGAAAUGCAUCGUGGGAACUUUGAAAAUCUCACGUGGUCGCAUCACCGUGUUGGGGAAGCCACCUGCAUUCCCCGGUCACGGGGUGCCGGGGAGGAUGGUCGGGUACAUGCCGCAGGAGCUGGCGUUGUACAACGAGUUCACCAUCGGUAACACCCUGACCUUCUUCGGCCGAAUCCACGGACUGACGUGGAAGGAAACAGAGGCACGCAUGAAUUUCCUCAUAGACUUCUUGGAUUUACCUCAGAAGCACAGUCUGGUCCGCAAUCUCAGUGGCGGUCAGAGGCGCAGGGUGUCUCUCGGCGCAGCUCUGCUUCAGAAUCCAGAGCUGCUCAUCCUGGAUGAACCGACAGUCGGAGUGGACCCUGUGCUCAGGGCUAAGAUCUGGCAGCAUCUGGUGGAGAUUGUGAGGACGGGGAAAGUCUCUGUCAUCAUCACCACGCACUACAUAGAGGAGGCCAGGCAAGCCAAUGUGGUCGGUCUCAUGAGGAACGGUCGUUUGCUGGCUGAAGGACCUCCGGAGGCAGUCAUGAAGCAACACAGUGCAACAACCCUGGAGCACGCCUUCCUGCAGCUGUGUGAGACAUCUGACCAGAUCGGGUCUAAACGAGGGUCCAGUCCACCUGGUGCGCCACUAGAAAACAGCCAGUCAUUCGAGAGCGGGCGGGACGAGAGUCACCCAAUCCUUGCGAUUGGACCGGUAGCUACAGAGGAAGUCCCCAAAUUUUCAGCGGACUGGAAGGUGAGAGCAAGACACGUCCUGCCCAAGUGGAGAAACAUCGCUGCCCUGAUGAUUAAAACAUUGGUGCGGAUGAAGAGAAUGCCAGGCUCGUUGUGUUUCCAGUUCUUGCUGCCCGUCAUCCAGGUCUCUCUGAUCUGUUUGUGCAUUGGAAGAGACCCAGAGGGGAUCCAGGUUGCGGUGGUGAACAACGAGACGUCCCCCUCCUCCUACAGCCAUUCACUGCUCUCCUUCCUGGACAACUCAAGCGUGCAGCAGGUGCCCUUGUCCCAUACUGAGGCCUUCGAUGGGAUCCAUAACGGAGAAUACUGGGGUGUCAUCGGCUUCGGCAAGAACUUCACCAGCUACCUGACAAAAAGGAUGAUGCAGCGGCAGGUUUCUAGAGACGUGGUCGACGGAGGAUCGGUGCACCUCUGGCUGGACCUGACAAAUCGACAAAUUGCUGUUAUGCUGCAGAAGAAACUCCACGAGGCCUUUGAGGCUUUUGUGGACAACAAGUUGGGUAGUAUGUCGUACCUGGUCGCACUGCCAAUAAAGAUUGAGGAUCCAGUCUACGGCAGCCAAAACACAGACUUCACUACGUUUGUGACACCCGGAGCUGUGCUCAGUAUCACCUUCUACCUGGCCGUGGGUCUGACAGCUCUCUCAUUUGUCCUGGAGAGGAAGGAGGGGCUUUUGGACAGAUGCUGGGUCGCAGGUGUGAGCUCUUUGGAGACGAUGCUAGCUCACCUCUUCUCUCAGCUGUUUGUCAUCAGCGUUCAGAUCAUCCUGCUGCUCCUCUUCAUACUGCUCGUCUUCAAGAUGCCUAAUGAAGGCUCCUUGGUGCUGGUCAUAAUUCUGAUUGUGCUGCAGGGCAUCACCGGCAUCUCGUUUGGCCUCGUCAUCUCGGCGGCAAUCGACGACGAGCAGAGUGCAAACCAGGCCGCCCUGGGCAUCUUCUACCCCAACCUCAUCAUCAGCGGUAUCAUCUGGCCUGUGGAGUGUAUCCCGUAUCCUCUCCGCUACGUCAGCCUGGCUCUUCCUCAGACCUACGCCUCCGAAGCCCUUCGCUGUAUCAUGUACAGAGGUUGGGGUCUGUCUCGGAUGAUGGUGUGGCGAGGCUUCGCCGUCACCCUGGGCUGGAAUACUUUCUUCCUCAUCCUGGCCACGGUCAUCUUAAAGCUGAGGACGUGACGGCCUCGCCCCAGAGUUCCUCCUUCAGCGUGGGGGACAGAGCCGUCAGGUGAAGCCCAGGAGCCCAACGACUCACCUGGGCAUCCUGUCUUUGGAUGGAGUGGGGGCAGCAGAGCAGGAGGAGGGAGGGGGUCACUGUGGUUUAAGGGACUGACUGGGAUGAUGCAUCAGUCUCCCUCCUCCAUGUUGUCUGUCUCACACACGCACACCGAUCAGCUGCCUGAUCCUGCAACAGUUGCUUUGGCCUGCGUGGGUGAAAUUUCAAAAUGCUGCACGUAGAGGUGCAAGACAGAAUAUGUACAUGCACAAUGUGAGAAUAUAUGUUAUAUAAUUAAUGUAAAUCAGAACAGUGUUUAGUUUGUUUCACUUCUAUGUGCAGCUUGUUGGAACUUUUCACCCCCAUAAUGGGCCAUGUACCAACUCAGGGUCACUUUUUUAUUUCUGUUUGCCCUCUCUCUGAAAGCUCACAGAGAGAUUUAACGGUGAAUAUACUGACUAUAACUGUGGGACGAUUGUUUUGUCCGCACAGUGUUUGUUGCCUACCUUAUAUCUGCAUUAUAGAGAAACAUGUAUGUAAAUGUGUGAAGGACAAAAAAUCAGCACAAAAUAAUGUUUUUGUCAACAAAAAAAUGUGAAAACUUUUUUAUUUUUUCCGGUUGCUUUACAAGCAGAAAUGUCAAGGACAGGAUUGUUGUUGCAUUAUGUCGUGGGAACCAAGAAUAGGUUUUAAAAGUGCUGAUCGCUUCAUAUUGUCAAGGAAAUUCUCACCCGUUCAGGUUUCCCACAACAACAGUACCUUCCUUAGAUGCUUGCUUCUUGAUACUGUGUUCAGAUUUACGUCAGUCCUGUCUGGUGUGUGACAGGAAGUGGUAACCCCUCAUUACCAGGUGCUCAGCUGCAAACCGUCAUCGUUCUCAGUUCAGGUCGAUGGUGUUCUCCUUAACUUGUGUUUUGUGCCUGCAUCUCCUGUGGGAGAGAAAAUGUUUGGUUUGAAGGUGGUGAUGGGAAAGCUCCACUUUGCUGGACAGAGUGGAGGCUGUUGGAUAGAUCCUUGUCGCAGGUCAGGUGAAGUCUGCAUCCAUGCAAUAUAUGUUUUUCAGCCUGCUCAUACUUUACACUUUGUUUAUGACUCUUUCACCAACAAUAACACAGAGUAAAAGCACACAGGAGUAAUGCUGUUUUGGAACAUGUCACGGAGAUGUGGGGAUGUUUUGGUGCCUGCACUGUGGGGAAAGGGAAGCAAAAUAAAGAAAUGAAGAAUAACUGUAAAAUCUAAGCCGCCAUGCAGCUAAAUUGUAGUUUGAAGUGAGAGGGAAAAGACUGAGUUUGAGUCAGAAUACUUGAUUUUUCUUCCUUUUUGUGUACAAAAGAAUCAGUAAAUCUCUUUAUUUUGACUUUAUAUUAUUGGAUUUUUAAAAAAUACAACACAUUAUUUUGUUUAUAAAGGUCUAGUCUGUACGAUUUAGUGGCAUCUAGCAGUGAUGUUGCAGAAAACUAUGGUGGCUGAUGCGAGAACGCACAUGGCCCUAUCUAGAGCCAGUGUUUGCUGUGUCUCUUCUGGACCACUGUAGAAUAACAAGGUGGACUCUGUUGAAGAGAACUCCACUCCAUAUGUAGAUAUAAAUGGCUCAUUUUCAGGUAAUGAAAACAUGAGGAUUCUUAUUUUCAGGUGGAUGUACACUUAAGAAAACAUAGUCAUGAAUAUUAUAUUCCAUUUCUGACAAUAUAUCCUCCUAAAUCCUACACACUGGACCUUUAAAACAAUGAUCAGUCUUUAGAUUGUGGGGUAUUUGUCCAGUUAUAAGUGAGACUGUUAAAAUAAUGGAUGAUAAAAUUGGAAAGGGUAAUUGGAAAAUAAAGUAAUCACAUUAUUUAAAAAAAAAAAAAAAAAAAAAAGAUAACUGUACUCUGUUAAUGAUAAAUUACACCCAGUUCAUGUCUUUGCAUUUUGGACAGACUGAUCCCUAAAUCAGUGAGCUCUUUGACUUGACCAUGUGUUCUACCUUUAAAGGAAUAAUUCCACAUCUUGCAUAUUUACUUUCUUGCUGAGAGUUAUAUGGGAAGAUCAGUACCACUUUUGUGAGGCAGCACAGUGGUGCAGUGUUGCCAUUCUGGCCAUUCUGUGUUUAGUUUGCAUGUUCUCCACGUGUCAGCGUGGGUUUUCUCCGGGUUCUCCAGCUUCCUCCCACAAUGCAAGUGCAUGUAGAUUAGGUUAGAUGUUGACUCUAAAUUGCCCAUAGGUGUGAAUGGCUGUCUGUUUUAUGUGUCAACCUUGUGAUAGUCUGAUGGAUGCACGGACAUUUUCAGAACAAAAUAAAACGGGCUGCAGUGAGAGUAUCUCUCCAUGGGAUGUUUAAAAAUAGUGGGUUUGUGCAUUUAGUCCUUCUCAGGCAAGCUCAGGGGUUUAGUGUUGCUGGAGCCCACAGGAACGACGCUCCCAACGCUUUUUCUUUUCUCCAAGUGAGGAUUAGAAUAUAUGCAGUUCACAUAAUCCGGUCAAAAUUAAUAUAGAUAAAUGCUUAAAGAUCCACUCAUUACUAAAAGUGUAUGUUAUAUAAAAAAUAAAGUUAUGGUCAAAGUUGUCACAGUGAAAUUUAAGGUGUGUUGAUUCACGUCGUCAACUGUGAGAGGCAGCAAAACAUCCUUUCAUUUUAUAGUUUACUAAUAAAACUCUCCACGGUAUGAACAGUGGUUACAUGAGCCUCAAAACCAGCCACAACUCAGCCCUGAGCAGAGUGACCGUCCUCUAUUGACCAAUCAGACUGCAGUGUUCACAGCUCCACCUUUUAGUACCAGAUCUGUGUGCUAGGUACCCCAACAGAGGGGGGACCAAACAUGGGGACGGUACAGAACGGUUCUAUUGGUACCAUCCACAACUUUUUACAGUGGAAACAGAAAGAAAUGCGUGCCGAACUGAACUGAACUGUAGCAGCCAGUUAGCUUAGCUUAGCACAAAGACUGGAAACAGGGGGAAACAGCUAGCCUGGCUCUGUAAUAGAGGUAAUAAAAUCUGUAUACGAACAUCUCUAAAUCUCAUUUCUUCUUGUCAUGGCACAGCAGCUUCCUCACUGUUUCCCCAUUUCCGGUCUUUAUGCUAAGCUAAGCUAAGCUAAUCAGCCACUUGGUGUAGCUAAAUAUUUAGUGUACAAAGACAAGAGUGGUACUGAUCUUCUCUUCUAACUCUUGGCAACAAAGCAAAUAGGUAUAUUUUCCAAACCUUUGACAGACCCACAGUGUUGAAAGGCAGACUACAGACUCUGCAUCACAUGUUGUGCCAAUCUCACAAAGACUUGUUUACAUUCGUCUGGAUGCACGCCUAAUACAGCAGAAUAUUUCCUUAAUAGCAAAUGUUUUACCUAUUCAUGCUGUAGGACUAAACACAUAUACCAGCAUGUGUUGUGUUCCCCUGACUGUUCCCUCUGUCUCUGCCCAGUUAUAUUAAUGUACUGUAGAAUUUGUGUGUCCUUUAACAUGAUAAAUAAUGAAUCUGAAUCCCUCUGAUUGGUUUGCACCGGAUUACGUCGUGCUCUUAUGGUAAAGUCGUGUGUAAAGUCAGAUGUUGAAUCUUGAGGAGGGAGCUCCCUGCGCUGUAAAUCUGCUGUCGCUCUGCUGUACAUUCAUCAAUGUUCCUGCUGCACAUUUUAAGGGACACUGUGUUCUUGUUUGGUAGAAACAGGAGAGCCAAACUGUGAGGAUGUAAUACUGUAGCUCUGUUUAUACUCUUACCUUGACAGAAAAUUGAAUCCCACAUGCUGCUGGGAUUACCUCUGUGCCCCGCUAUUCCCAUCACACAAUAAUGUAUUUUAUAAAGUUUAAAAUGGUGGACAGUUUCUGGUAAAAUUGGCAACACUUGCGAGAAAGUAUGGACCUUAUUGGGUAAUAUUGUGAGUGCAUUUUUAAAAAAAAAAUUGAACAAUUUAUAUUUAAGAUUGUCAUGGUGAUUUUUGUUCUAAUCUAUGUACAAAACCAACUAACCAUUUUUCUAAAAAGCAGACAUCUUAAAGCAAAUCACCUGAUGUAGAAAGCAUUUUAUAAGAUUUACAUGAACUGCAAUUAUACUACUGAAGACACUAUUUCAAAAGCUGAAUUCUUACUGAACUUUUCAGCCUCUGUGUUGCACCCAACGCUACAUGACUGCCUUAGGAUACCUUCUGCAUGUGGUUUAUGUCUGUGUUGUUUUGUUUGUGGUAUGAAGUGGGCGGGGGGUCAUGUUUUUCCAUGCAGUAAUCAGAAUUUUAGCAAUAUUUAAAUGAAAAUUUGAUCAAACCACAGCUGCACAGCCCUGAUGAAGCAGAUUAUCUGAGUUUUGGAGUGCUAAACUCUUAAUAAAUAAUACCUAUGGAUGUUUUCUUUUAACGUUUGGGGCUUAUAAGUCUAAAGAGUGUUAGAUUUAGGGGGAUUUAGUGUCAUUUUGUGGUGAGGAAUACAGAUUGCAUCCAGCUGAAACUUCUCCCAGUUAGAAUUCCUUCAUCAUUCAUUGUUCAGGAGGUUUUUAGCAGGAGCUGAAUUAUCUGCAAAGGUCUCUUCCUCCAAAACAGACAGACCAGGGGUGUUCUUUAUAAAACAAUGCAUUGGCUCCAUACCAAAAAUGGCAUGCGCCAAAAAAUAUUAGACAAUUUCUACAAUCAGGCUUCCACCUCAACAUCUGUGUUGCCAGUUUCCUGUCUCCAAAAUGUUCGUAAGCAUGGGUCAAAGUUUCUCCCGUCAAGUCUGUCUUUAUAGAUCACUACUUUUGCGUGGGAAGUGGCUAGCACGUGUAGUACUACGCAUUGUUCAGGCCUUGUUUUUUGCAUAUGCAAUGUUUAUAAAUGAGACCCCAGGUGAUUAAAACUGGUUAAAACACUGAAUAAAGUAGCUUUACAUUACAAAUAUGUAUUUCUCCAAAGCUGUUUAGCAUGUUGGAGACGAGCCGCUAGCCUAGCACCUGCUUAUCUGUGCUCACCUUAUUUCUCUGAUGACGUAAGAUCCAGACGUUCAGGAGGUUUUUACCAGGAGCUGAAUUAUCAGCAGAGGUCUCUCAGAGUUGGUUAUUUAAGUCGGUAAAAACACUGAAUAAAGCAGUUUCAGGGAAACAAAAUCUGUGUUUUUCUGACACUCGUUGUGGAGGGGCUGCUAACUAUAGUGGCCGACAUGAACACAUGAAUGGCCCUAUCUAGAGCCAGUGUUUGGUUCAGUGCAACAUGUUGAUCUCUGUAGGUAAGGAACUGCUCCCUAUGUAGAUAUAAACGGCUCAUUCUAAAGCAACAAAAUCAUAAUGAUUGUUAUUUUCAGGUGAUUAUACACUAAAGAAAACAUACUUAUUGUAUUAUAUUCUAUCUCUGCUAAUAUAUCCCCCUGAAUCCUACAUGCUGGUACUUUAUUACGCCAUUAAAAUUUAAAUACUGAGUACAUAGCCCCCUUUUAUUCAGAUUUUUUACUUUGUGUGGUUAAUACUGGGACGUUGCAGUUCAUGUAAACAGAUGUAAUGUUAUGAAUUCCACUCUGCUCCAAACUCCUCUCGACUACCUCCGCUGUGUCUCCCUAAAGGGCAUGUGAAGCAUUUCCACUCCUGUGUUGUGACAUGUAUGCACUGUGAUAGCAGACAUGCUUUGAUGAAGGCUUAUUCAUGUAUUUUGAAAGAAUAAACCUCUUUGAGAAAUCCU
This is a messenger RNA of Epinephelus moara (kelp grouper), 8117 nucleotides long. RefSeq names its product ATP-binding cassette, sub-family H, member 1 (gene abch1). The record is from RefSeq and is a predicted model, not a curated record. Lineage: Eukaryota; Metazoa; Chordata; Actinopteri; Perciformes; Serranidae. Bases 178 to 2475 code for a protein of 765 amino acids. Gene Ontology annotation, molecular function: ATP binding; ATP hydrolysis activity; ABC-type transporter activity. Gene Ontology annotation, biological process: transmembrane transport. Gene Ontology annotation, cellular component: membrane; ATP-binding cassette (ABC) transporter complex. The transcript is spliced from 22 exons.